AUGCCGUACAGGGUCGCCAGACGCGCGCUGUCGUUAGUCUCAUAUGUUCCCCCUCGUCAGCCGCUCUUUCCCACGUCAUACCGCUUUCCUCGUCGCCCGCAAUUUCCCUCAUCUCCCUCGCCGACCCUCGUCGCCCUCGCCUCUGCUUGUCGCCCGCGCUUCCCGUCGUCGCCCUUGCUUCCCCGUCACCUGUGCUUCUUGUCGUUGCCCUUGCUUCCUUGUCACCCGUGCUUCCCGUCGUCGCCCUUGCUCUCCCGUCACCCGCGCUUCCCGUCGUCGCCCUUGCUUCCCCGUCACCCGCGCUUCUUCUCAUCUCUCGCUCUCCUCCUUAACGGACCGAAUGAGAGACACAGAGGGGAUAUGACACAAGGCCACCCGUUCUCCCACCAGCCCUGCUUCCCCCUUUGCCCUGAUUCCUUCCACCCUCUGCCCUGCUCCCCCCCAUCCCCUUCCCUGCUCCCCCCCACCCUCUGCCCUGCUUCCCCUCAUCCCAUUCCCUGCUUCUCCCCACCCCCUGCCCUGCUUCUUCCCAUCCCCUUCCCUGCUUCCCCCCAUCCCCUUCCCUGCUUCUUCCCAUCCCCUUCCCUGCUUCCCCCCACCCCCUUCCCUGCUUCCCCCCAUCCCGUUCCCUGCUUCCCCCCGUCCCCUUCCGUGUCUCCGUGUUACACGUUUCCUUGUCCCUUUUCCCUGUGUCUCCCCACCCUCUGUUCUUAUUCCUUCACCCUCGCACACCUUCCCGCCUGCCGACCUUACCGCUUGCCCACCUUACCACCUUCCCUUCUCAUCCGCGCGCAGGUGUGCCCGGAAGGUGCACGUGCUGCCUUGUGCCUGCCGCUUGCUGUCCACGCCUUCCAUCCCACCUCUCCCAAACCACGUCUUUUUCUAUACGUGGAUCUCAGGGAUAUUCUGUUCGGCGUGCACCUUGGGUUCCAGGAAAUCAUGUCUCUGCUGCAGAACUUGCUGCCCAUGAGGGGCGGAUGUGAGGAGGAGAGAACGGGGUGUGUGAGAGAUGCUCUGGUGUGUGGCGGCGUAUCUGCCGUGCGCAUGAACCGCACGACUGACAGAGAGCUCAAAGCCUUCUGCCUGGUGUGCUCCUGCAGCCACAGCAAGUUCUGCAGCGGCAAUAUGCUGUCCGCCAUCUGCAGGAGCGCGGGGUGGGCCUGCGAUCCUCACUUGCAUCUCUCCCCGCCCUCCACACCCACUCCUCCCACCUCCAUUGCCCUGCUCCUCCCGCCGUCCCUGCCCACUCCGUUCCCACCCCGAUGCCCUGCCGUUUUCCCCCCCUCUCCGCGCGCCCAGCUGGCGGGCACAGCAGCAGCGCCGCCCGAGGUGGCGUGGGUGCGGGGGCUGGACGCGCAUGCGGCGCCCCUCAAGGAGUUCUCCGUCACCUUCUCUGAGGCCCUGCGCAACUUCUCCGUCACCUUCUCUGAGGUCCUGCGCAGCGUGCGUGCUGUGCUGCCGUGGUUGGUGGGAUACAAGCCCCUCGAGGAGUUCUCCGUCACCUUCUCUGAGGCCCUGCGCAACGUGCGUGCUGCGUGUGGUUCUAUGGGUGUCGUGCUGCCGCUGGGGGUGCGGCUGUGGUCGCACAACCAGAGGGAGAAGUCCCAGGGCCGGGUGCCAGUGAUUGACCCUUUCUCGCGUGAAACACAGCCAUCAGCAUGCCACGGGGUGCCUUUAGGAGGCAUCGGGGCGUGCAGCAUUGGCCGGGGGUUCCAGGGGGAGUUCAACCGAUGGCAGUUUGCAGCGGGGCAGUGCGAGGACGCCCCCGUGGAGGCCGAUCAGUUCUCCGUGAGUCCUCUCAUCUCCUUCGCCCCCUCUAAAUUCUCGUCCGUGCUCUACCCUGGCGUGCCCAACCCAAGGGCGUUUGAGGUCCCUCCAUCUGCAACCGUUUGUCCAGUUCGUUCCGUGGCGCUGCCUCUGCAGGUGUUCAUCACGAGGCAGGCAGAGAGCCCAGCAGACCAACCCCUCAAGUUCUCCUCUGUGCUUUACCCUGGCGUGCCCAAGGGCGUGCGGAGGAAGGCGAGUGGGUCGGGGAUCGAUGCGUGGGGUUGGAACAUGGAUGGCUCGCGCAGCACCUACUAUGCUCUCUUUCCCCGCGCCUGGACCGUCUAUCAAGAGCCAGACCCUGAGAUGACCAUCUCGUGUCGCCAGGUCUCUCCCUUUAUACCCAACAACUACCAGGAGUCCUCCCUCCCCUCCUCUGUCUUCGCUUUCACUGUAGCUAACACGGGCACGACAGCAGCUGAGGUCACACUCGUCUUCUCCCUUGCAGUGAGUCCCCCCUUGCUUGCCCUGCCUCACCUGCUUGCUGUACCAUCGUGCUGCCUCACCUGCUUGCUGUACCAUCGUGCUGCCUCACCUGCUUGCUGUACCAUCGUGCUGCCUCACCUGCUUGCUGUACCAUCGUGCUGCCUCACCUGCUUGCUGUACCAUCGUGCUGCCUCACCUGCUUGCUGUACCAUCGUGCUGCCUCACCUGCUUGCUGUACCAUCGUGCUGCCUCACCUGCUUGCUGUACCAUCGUGCUAACUCCAUAGGGGGGGACUCUGCAGCAACCGGCGGCCAUCUCAACACUGCCUUUGAGAUGGACAGGGGCAUCAAAGGCGUGAAACUGCAGCACAGGUCCUCCAAAGUGGGCGGCCCAGUGACUCUAGCCAUUGCAGCACGAGGGGGGAGUGGCGCCACCAACACUGCUCCUCCCUCUGCCACCUCUGCAACUAUGUCCUCUCCCAUCGCUGCUGACUCAGCCAACGGGAUCGCUGACCCAGCUUGCAGAGCUGCUGACUCAACAAAUGGGAUUGCUGACAGCGGGACUGACGAAGUUCGGGUGUCUGUUUGCCCGCACUUCGUCCUCUCAGGCCCCUGCAAGGGCCUAUCAGCUGCUGACAUGUGGCAGCACCUUGAGAAGACCGGCACCUUCCCCCCCCACCACGAGUCAGCCCUGGCAUCGCACCCCUCGUUCCCCGGCACGGCCAUCGGGGCAGCAGUGGCAGCGUCAGUGUCGGUGGCGCCUGGAGCCACUCGCCACGUGGACUUCACGCUGUGCUGGGACGUGCCUGUUGCGCGCUUCAACCCGGAUAGCCACUACCUCAGGCGCUACACGCGGUUCUACGGGCACCAUGGAGCGGCAGCCCACCUGCUGGCCCGAGACGCUCUCUUGGGGUACAGCAACUGGGAGGCGGCCAUUGAUGCAUGGCAGCGACCCAUUCUGCAGGACGACUCACUGCCUGAAUGGUACCGAGUGACACUCUUCAACGAGCUCUACUUCCUCACUGCCGGGGGCACCGUGUGGACGGGUAAGGAUGGGUCGUGGGCGGGAAAUGGCGAGCUGUGGACGGGUAAGGAUGGGUCGUGGGCGGGAAAUGGCGAGCUGUGGCCGGACGGAGGGCCACGGCUGGAGGAGAGGGAGCAGCACGAGUGGCUCAAGCCGCAAGACCCCUGCCACUCCCUCGCUCGCUCUGUCCUCCUCAUGCCCUUGCCCUGCAGGGCACCCCUCCCCCCCAGCCUGCCCAAGAACCUCCUCCCCCUGGACUCGCUCUCACUGCCCGCGUCCGCCCUGCCACGAGCCUCCUCUGCACCCAUUACCCCUGCCCGCCUGCUCUCGAGUACCUCCACCUUGUUCAGCAACAUGGCCAUUGGCCUCUUCCCCGCCUCCCCCAUGCCUCUCCCCACAAGAAAGCCUGCUGCUGGUGUUGCUUCCGGUGGUGGCCUGUCUGCGUCGUCGUCCCUCACUCCGCCUGUUUUCGGCCCUUCUCUUUCCAGUAUCCUAUCCCAAAGUCCUCAGGUGAAUUCUCAGGUAGGUCAGCGAGAUCUGCGAUCCGGGUUGUCACUGAAUGAGGCUGAUUUUGCUGCCCAAAGUCCGCUGGUGGAUUUUCAGGCAGGUAAGCGGGACCUGCGGUCCGGAUCCUCAUUGAAUGACGCUGGGUUGGCUGUGGGGUCUAUUGGGAGGAUAUCGGAGCGACAGGAGGAAGAGGAGGACGCGGAAAGGGAGGGGGGAGGAGAGGGGAGGACGAACUAUGGUGUUGGCUCUAUGGUGCUGGAUUCAACACGCAGUGGUGUGGGUGGGGCAACAUCAGCAGCUGGAGAGAGAGGGUCAAGUGGCGCACAAGGUGCAGAAGCUGUUUUCGAGGCGCUUCAAGAAGGGGCAUCCACCAGAAGCAGCAGCAACAAUGCGGACACACCACAGUCUGCAAGUCGAAGCAGCGACACGACUUCCGCCUCCGCUCCCUCUCCCUCCUCCCUCUCAUCCACCCCACCACAACCCCGCACCUCCCUCACACCACCGCCCCGCCCGUCCCUCUCCCUCGCAUCAACCCAGCAACCCUCCUCCCACUCGCCCCCACCGCUCACCCCACACGAGAAGGCGCUGGACUUACCAGCCCCCAUGGCGGGGCGGCUGGCAGGGGGCCCUCUGGGGCCGCACGAGCACUACAGCUGGCGCCUCUACGACGUGCAUUUCUAUGCGUCCUUUGCGCUGCUCGCCCUCUUCCCGCUGCUCGAGCUCAGCCUGCAACGGGACUUCGCUGUUAGCACGCUGCUGCAGCAACGGCGCAUGACGAGGUUUCUAGCAGACGGGGCAUCGGGGGUGAACAAGACGCGCGGCAGUGUGCCGCACGACCUGGGGUGCCAUGACCCGUGGGUCUUUCCCAACGCAUACAACAUCCAUGACACCGCACAGUGGAAGGAUUUGAACUGCAAGUUUGUUUUGCAGGUGUGUCGGGACUACAGGGCGACGGGCAACGUGCGGUUCUGCAGGGCGGUGUGGGCGGCGGUGGUGGCGGCAAUGGAUACGGUGGAGAAGUUUGACCGUGAUGACGACGGGCUCAUAGAGAACGACGGGUUCCCCGACCAGACCUACGAUAACUGUGCUGCACGGGGGGUGAGUGCUGCACCGGGGGUGAGUGCUGCACGGGGGGUGAGUGCUGCACGGGGGGUGAGUGGUGCACGGGGGGUGAGUGCUGCACGGGGGGUGAGUGGUGCACGGGGGGUGAGUGCUGCACGGGGGGUGAGUGGUGCACGGGGGGUGAGUGGUGCACGGGGGGUGAGUGGUGCACGGGGGGUGAGUGGUGCACGGGGGGUGAGUGCUGCACGGGGGGUGAGUGCUGCACGGGGGGUGGGUGCUGCACGGGGGGUGGGUGCUGCAAGGGGGCCGGUGCACGGAGUGAGUGCGUACUGUGGCGGCCUGUGGCUGGCAGCGCUGCAGGCAGGAGCAGCCAUGGCGGAUGCAGUGGGCGAGGCCAAGUACGCCCAGUACUGGCGACGGCAGUGUGAGCGGGGCAGGGAGGCGUUUGUUGCCAAGCUCUGGAAUGGCAGGUACCUGUGGAGCUGUGGCCUGCCGCCGCUCUUUGACUCAGCCAUGGCAUGCAAGGCUCUCCAGAUGAUCUUUGAGUACAAUGUGAUGCGGCUGGAGGGGGGCAGCAUGGGGGCCGUCAAUGGCAUGCGACCCAACGGCCAGGUGGAUGACACGUGCUUGCAAUCGCGGGAGGUGUGGACAGGUGUCACGUACGGAUUGGCUGCCACAAUGAUCUACGAGGGGAUGCACUCACAGGCCUUUCGCACGGCACAGGGCAUUCACCAGGCGGGCUGGGAUGAGCUAGGGUGA
Closterium sp. NIES-65 is the source of this 5601-nucleotide messenger RNA. NCBI's taxonomy places the organism in Eukaryota, Viridiplantae, Streptophyta, Zygnematophyceae, Desmidiales, Closteriaceae. The record is from the annotation of a GenBank genome assembly.